Patiria miniata (bat star) is the source of this 7817-nucleotide messenger RNA. Its product is annotated as 2-oxoglutarate dehydrogenase, mitochondrial-like. The transcript has 22 exons. Gene Ontology annotation, biological process: tricarboxylic acid cycle. Gene Ontology annotation, molecular function: oxoglutarate dehydrogenase (succinyl-transferring) activity; thiamine pyrophosphate binding. Lineage: Eukaryota; Metazoa; Echinodermata; Asteroidea; Valvatida; Asterinidae. Bases 687 to 3713 code for a protein of 1008 amino acids. Gene Ontology annotation, cellular component: oxoglutarate dehydrogenase complex; mitochondrion. The record is from RefSeq and is a predicted model, not a curated record.
CAAGAGGAUACGGAUAGAGCGCGCAUAGAGCAAGGAAUGGGAGGAGUGCAGUGACGAGAAUCUCGUUCAGUCGAUUGCAAUUUAUCACAGAAGUCAGAAGUCAGUGACUUUCAGCGAUCGCAACAUCGUCGAACUUCCACAGAGUAUCAGUGAACCAGUGUAAUUAUCUCAAGCAAGAAAUACAAUCUGCAACAUUCCAGUGCAUUGGAAAUGUGAGGCCUUCCUUCCGCAUUGCUAUUGCAUCACAUCAUCGAUUGAAUAGCACGUACACGGCGUAGGCUACAUGCAACUGCUCAGCACUUGCGAAAUUGCGGGAUUUCCCGACCCAUUUACCGCUUGAAUCUGCUUUUAUUCCGAGAAAACAAUUGAUGGACCCCACACAAGAUUCACCAUAGUAACUGCCAGUGCUGGUACCAUUGUCAUUUUCCUUGACAUUGUGGUGUUGUGAAAUCAGCGAGUCAGCGCGCUUGGUGUAAUUUCACGCCGCGUGAUUCCAGCGCGGACAACAACAGAAUCGACGCCGGCUGAACGCGUCGAUCGUCGGCGGCAGUUUCGACGAGUGAGUUCCGUUCCAGCGUGAAACUGGAGCGACCGAGGCACUUUAGCCUUUUAUUGAGACAAUAUUUUGGAACUUUCGGCUUCGUGCCGGAUAGGACUAACCGCAGAGAGCGGAGUGGAGAGCCAGAAUGCACCGAUUUAAGACAUUGUUGACGUUGGGUCAACUCCGGACAGGUAGUUUCAGGACGUUAGGGGGGCCGGGUUUGACCGGCCAGGGACGCCAGGCGCGGCGGGCUUAUGUCUCGCCUGUGGCCGCUGAGCCCUUUCUGAGCGGCAGCAGCUCAAACUAUGUGGAAGAAAUGUACCAAUCUUGGCUGGAGGAUCCCAAAUCGGUGCAUAAGUCAUGGGACAUCUUCUUCCGCAACGCUCAGAAUGGAGCCGCUCCCGGUAUGGCGUACACCCCGCCCCCAGCACCUACCCCGGCGAUGUAUCAGACACCUACCCAGGCAGUCACUGCGACACCCACUCGGACACUGGGGGCGCCCUUGGACCGACGUGUCAUCGAGGAUCACCUUUCGGUUCAGACCAUCAUCCGAUCCUAUCAGAUCAGCGGCCACAACAUUAGUAAUCUGGAUCCCUUGGGAAUCAACAACGCUGAUCUGGCUGGUGAAAUACCUCAAGAGCUCCUUACUAAGAACUAUAAGUUGGGUGAGCAUGACAUGGACAGAGUGUUCACUUUACCACAGACGACUUUCAUCGGCGGGGAGCAGACUGCGUUACCACUACGGGAGAUCAUCAGAAGACUGGAGGACACUUAUUGCCGGAGCAUUGGAGUGGAGUACAUGUUUAUCAAUGACCGGCAGCAAUGCGAUUGGAUCCGGGAACGCUUUGAGACGCCCGGCAUCAUGCAGUUCACUAAGAUGGACAAACGGCUGAUACUGGAACGACUGAUACGCUCCACAAGAUUUGAGGAGUUUCUGGCCCGGAAGUGGUCGGCCGAGAAGCGCUUCGGCCUGGAGGGAUGUGAAGUGCUGGUGCCUGCCCUGAAGAGUCUUAUUGACGUGUGUAGUGGCCAGGGAGUGGAGAGCUUCGUGAUCGGUAUGCCCCACCGUGGUCGUCUGAACGUUCUGGCCAACGUUGCUCGCAAGCCCCUGGAGCACCUCUUCUGCCAGUUUGACUCCAAGCUGGAGGCAGCUGAUGAAGGUUCUGGAGACGUCAAGUACCAUCUUGGCAUGUCCCACUCGCGCCUGAACCACAUUACUAAGAAAGAUAUCCACAUUGCCAUCGUGGCUAACCCUUCCCAUCUUGAGGCCGUUGACCCUGUGGUUCAGGGUAAAGUACGCGCUGAGCAGUUCUACAGAGGGGACACUGAGGGCAAACGGGUGAUGAGUAUCCUGAUGCAUGGUGAUGCUGCGUUUGCUGGCCAGGGCAUUGUCUACGAGACCUUCCAUCUCUCUGAUCUCCCAGACUACUCCACGCAUGGCACCAUCCAUGUUGUCGUCAACAACCAGAUUGGUUUCACCACUGACCCCCGUUACGCCCGCUCCUCUCCGUACUGCACAGACGUGGCCCGCGUGGUCAACGCGCCCAUCUUCCACGUGAAUGCUGAUGACCCUGAGGCAGUCAUGUACGUGUGCCAGGUGGCCUCGCAGUGGAGAUGCAUUUACGGCAAGGAUGUUGUUAUUGACCUGGUGUGCUAUCGACGCAACGGCCAUAAUGAAAUGGAUGAGCCUAUGUUCACACAGCCAACUAUGUACAAGAAGAUCCGCAGCCAUCAGCCGGUACUGUCCAUGUACGCUGAUGCCAAAAUCAAAGAAGGUGUCAUGACACAGCAGGAAUAUGAGGAAGAACUUGUAGUUUAUGACAAGGUUUGUGAGGAUGCGUAUCAGAACGCAAAGACCAUCGCACAAGUCAAGAACUCGGAUUGGCUGGAUUCACCUUGGACUGGAUUUUUCAACUAUAACGUGCCGCUUCGCUACCCGUCCACUGGGAUCAGUGAGGACAUUCUGAGGGAUAUCGGAGAGAAAUUCAGCACUGUCCCUGAGGAUUACAGUCUGCAUGGAGGACUGAAGCGGGUACUGCGUAGCCGCCUGGACAUGGUGAACAAUCGCUCCAUUGACUGGGCCCUGGGAGAGGCUUUGGCCUUUGGCUCCUUGCUGAAGGAAGGCAUCCAUAUCAGACUGAGUGGGCAAGAUGUCGAGAGAGGAACAUUCAGUCAUCGCCACCACAUUCUGCAUGACCAGAACAUUGACAAGAAAUACCUGAUACCUCUGAACAACCUGUAUCCAGACCAAGCCCACUACACCGUCUGCAACAGCUCCCUCUCAGAAUUUGCUGUCUUGGGUUUUGAGCUGGGCUUUUCCAUGACCAACCCCCACUCCCUCGUGAUCUGGGAGGCACAGUUUGGGGACUUCCACAACACGGCGCAGUGCAUCAUCGACCAGUUCAUAUCCAGUGGCCAGGCCAAGUGGUGUCGGCAGAGUGGUAUUGUUAUGCUGCUGCCUCAUGGAUACGAGGGCAUGGGACCAGAGCAUUCGAGUGCCCGCAUUGAACGCUUCCUGCAGAUGAGCAACGACGACUCUGAUGUCGUACCCGCUCUGAAUGAGGACUUUGUGGUGAACCAGCUGUACGACUGCAAUUGGCAGAUUGCCAACUGCACCACGCCCGCCAACAUGUUCCACAUUCUGCGCAGGCAGAUCAUGUUGCCGUUUAGGAAACCGCUCAUCAUCUUUACACCCAAGAGCCUUCUGCGCCAUCCAGACGCUAAGUCGUCCUUUGAUGAAAUGGUUGAAGGAACAAUGUUCAAGCGCGUUAUCCCGGAGGAUGGCGCGGCCUCCCAGAAUGCUGCCAACGUCCGCAAGCUGGUGCUGUGCUCGGGCAAGGUGUACUACGAUCUGGUGAAGGAGAGGGAAAAGCAUGGGCUCAAUGCUGACAUUGCCAUCAGCAGACUGGAACAGAUUUCCCCAUUCCCAUAUGAUCUGAUCAUCGAGGAGAUGAAUAAAUAUCCUAACGCUGAGAUCCAGUGGUCCCAGGAGGAACACAAGAACAUGGGAGCCUGGCACUACGUCCAGGCACGCAUCCACACCGCGGGCAACUGGAAACGACGCUGCACAUAUGCCGGUCGGGCAGCCUCUGCAGCUACAGCAACUGGCAACAAGUACACUCACGUCAGUGAACUGGAUAAUCUACUCGGUGAGGCUAUGAAGCUGGAGUAAACCAGUUCCAUCCAGUUUGCUCAUCGUCAGCCCCGGAGGAAUCUCAUUGUAAUUGAGGGCGUUGUAGUUCUUAUUGGCUGAAUGAUGUGUUAUAAUGUAAUCCAGUUUUGAAAUCCAGUUUUGAAAACUAGAAAUCCAGAUUUGGCUUGGUUUAACUUGGAAAGUUCAGCAUAGGGGAGAGAAUAUAGGUCUUACAUUUAUGCUUCUUAAAAAUCAUUUUUUUUAAAUACACCAUGUUUUUUUUGUGUUUGCUGAAAGUGACCACUUCCAGUUUUGUUUCUUACUGCAUGUUUUGUUCUUCACGACAGAAAUCAAAUUCAUUUCAAAAUUUUUCAAUCUCGCUUACAUGUGCUUCAUGAAAAUUAUCUUUGGGAGAAAAACAAAACAAAUCAGGGAUCUUUCUAGUCUUGUUUGAAGACAGGAUUUGUAGUUUAUUCCAUUUAUACAGCCGGUCCAUGACAAGGCGAGAGGUGACAAGAUGAAUCGAAACCAGUCUUGGCAAUAUUGGCAGCGCUAACCAGGAAAUUCCGAGUACACCUCACACGCACUGUAUUCAAGCUAAUGCAUGCUUUCCUCGGUAGCGCUGCCAAUAUUGCCAAGGCUGGAUUUGAUUCAUCUUAUUAAUGCUACAAACCUCCACCCCCGCGGCAUCUUUACCGCGUUUGUCACGGGACUGGCUGCAAAAUAGGGGAAUAAAAACUCAAGUCCAGUCUUGGAGUAAGACUACUACUAGUAUCUUUCAUGUCUUUGGGAAUAAUUCUUUGAUGGUUUUAAUUCUUAGUGUGGACUUUAAAAUUACCCUGUAUCAUCACUACUCAUGCACAAUGCGUUGGUUAUAAAAAAAAUUAAGGACAUUUGAAUGGGCUGUUUUCAUUUAGUUUAAUAUUCAGGAAGUGAGAUUUUCUUUCAAAAUCAUCUUUAAGUUGAAUUUCCUUGACUGAUAGAAGUAUCCAAUAGUGCACCGAAUUUGAAGUUAAAAUGUUGUGGUGAUAUGGGCAUGUAUUUAUUCUGACUGUCGUCUUCAUGUGUAUUGUGUAUUUUCUUUUCAGCUUGGAAUGUUUCACUUUUGAAGCAAUCUUUUUGGUGAUGGUGUUUCUUUAGAUUUGUUGCUUAUCUUCUGUCAUGUCUGUAGUUGAGGAUGAUUUGUUUCACACUCAGAUAUAUGGGAUAUUAUUUCUCCAUGUUAAGAAAUGCUGCCUUGUUAGAAUGGGGGGGGGGGGUGGACAGUUUUCACAUUGGCUUAUCUAGCUCCCAGACCCAUGUUCUUGAAACUCAAUGGUUCUUGAGUUGGGAGUGCUGAAUGGUAUAUGUUCUCAUCGGAUGACGUCAGCCCGCCCCACCUAUAGCUGCUUCCGACUACAAAAUAUUCAAACCAUUGCGCUACAACUUAAACAUUUAUCGAUUUUAAGAAAAUGUUGAAUUCCUUUGCAAGAACCUCCAUUUUGUCAUCCAUAGCAUUUCAUGCAUUACUUUUAAUUUUUACUUAUGGUUUAGUUAUUCACAAAAAUACUUUUUUGACUGAAAUGUGAAGUGCCUUUGUUGUCAAUUAUGACAGGAUUUUGUAGGCCUAGUUGUUUUGUGGUUCUGUUUUGCUGGUCAAAUCUCCAUUUCAAAAUGUUGCAUUUGUUUUGUUCUGAAAUUCAAUGUUAUCCAAGUUUGUCCGACUGAGGAUUGGCUGGGAAUCUGGCAUUGUUGAAGUUGAGUAACUUAAAUGCAGAUGCCAACAUUUGUUUGUUUCGUUUAGUGCAUCCUGGCUGAACAUGCAACUGGAUGGCUAGGAUUGAUAAAUUCAAGCAUGUUACAUCAUCAUUCAAAUAAUGGUACAAUCAAUGGUGCAAUUUUAGGACGAAAAAAAACCACACUAAUUAUUAUUUGUUUUCGGUAAUGAAACCAAGGAUUCCUCAAAAGCGCCAUUGGCACUGUAGCUCGCAAGCCUAAAGAAAGCUGUUGUGAGAAGACAAAAGACUAGAAGACAUUACAGUUUUAGAGGUGGGAGGAAAACCCCAGAAGAAUAUUCUGGGAAAAACCCACGGAAUCAGGUAGGGACUGAACACCCAAUCCAGGAAUCGAACCCGGGUCACAGCGGUGGAAGGCGAGGACAGAACCAUUGCGCCAACCUGUUUCAGGUAUAAAUGAUACAGUACCUUGUAGGAACACACGUUAAACGUCUGACAAAGUGAACGUCUCGAAAGCUACAGAUGGGUAACAGCAAUUCUUGUGUUCGCCUCUUUCAAAAUGGCAAAGUCUUAAUAUCGCAGUGCAGUGGCACAAUAAUAUUGAGCAUUGUUCUUGUAGUUCUGCAAGAUAUUUUGGAUUUGCAAUACAUCAAUGUUAAUUAGCCGCAGAAACAAUGUACGAUGUGUACAUGUACAUGUCAAUUUAAGAACAGUAAUACGCAAAACGAAAGUCGUUUCUUACUAUUGUAAUAGUUAUUUCAUGAUCAUAAACCACAACAAGACUUCCGGGGGAAUGGAGUACUUAUACCAAACGCUGUAAGGAAUCUGUUGAUCAAAAUGCCAUGUCUUUGAAUUUGGAGCAGAAAGGGAAACACUCGAUGAUUAUACCUGUAUAUAGAAAAAUGAGCACUUUGAUUUUAAUCAUGGCUGAAAAUGUGUCAACUUUAGGAUAAUGCAUGUGCCUAAUAAACACUGCCACUGGUUGGCGGGUAUAAAGAGAAAUACUUUCGGUGCGCAUGCGCGCAUUUGCACGUGACACUUACAGAGCUUCCACUUAUUUACGUGUAGUCAAUCGAAUGGACUGUUGUAUCAUUCAGGAAUUUUAAACGUGUGCGUUAGCAAAAACCAAAUCAGUAGUUGUGCAUUUUGUCACGGGCAACCAGUCCAUCAAGCCCCACCCAUUGUGCACGUGGGCUGCUCCAGUCACUCGCGUCACACACUAAUCAUGGCUGUGAUUGGUCAAAACAUCAUAGGAGGGCGGGGCUAAGUGGAUUGGUCCAGUUGCUGCGUUUAGUUGAAAUAUAACUGGAUGGGUUUUGAAGUACAUGCCGCAUUGAUUACGAGUGUGAGAGUGUAUUUUUGCAAAAGAAAAGAAAAUUGACGUGAUUUUACAAGUAGUGUCUUAAUAUUUGUAUGUGUAAAUAAUGAGAAAAGAUACAUAAAAAUGUGCCAGAAUUGAGCCGUUUUAAAACGGAAGUUGUAACACGAAAUGCAUGUAUAACUAACUUGUAGUUCCGUAUACAACUUUUAAUAGUUUAGCGUAACGUGUCCACGAUUCCAAAGAAUUGUACUAUUUAAAGUACGUCACCUAUAUAAUGUUAAUAACUUUGAUUUUAAGAACAUAAUUCGAUAACACUGCACGAACAUUAAUGAAGAAUGAAAGACUGUUCGUUUGAAAUGUAACACAGAAGAGGCCAUUUCAAACAGAUAUAUCAAUAACCAGUCAACGUUAAGGCAAUUGAAAAAAUAACGGUGAAGAGCGAAAUUGAAAAUAAUUUGGCUCGUAGUAUUUGCAAACUGGAUAGAUUAAAGUUUGCCCUGGAACAAUAUUGAAAGGGCAACCGCAUGCAUUCAACAAAAUAAAGAAUGCUUUCAUGUGCUGGACUGUGACCACAAAUUAAAAUGUUGGGAUUCAUUUUCACCGUUUGUUCAACACUAGUCAUAUUCAGCCUGCGAGUGUAUCAACGAUGGCUUUUGUGAUCGUUGUUCAUGUAUUAUGAUGCAACAAUAGGGGGAAAUAUGUUAUAAAGUACAUUGUCACGACAGUCGUUUUGAGUGCUGCGUCUUUAAUAGACAUGAAAGACUGUGACAUAAUGACGUCCCGAUUUUUUCCUGUGCGCUUUCUUACGGGCGCUCGUUGGCUUUCGUCCCCAUGGCAGCUUUAUGCAAGCGCACAUGUUCAUGUAAAAGCGUGACGUCAUUAUUUUUCAGGCCCAUUGGGCACAUCUUUAACAGUAAACAUGUGGAUUUUUGAACUAAGGUGCAUUUAUUUGUUCCCGCUCAUAGUCGUGUUUGAUGAUAUCAGAGAUUAGAUUGCCUAGUCAUGAAAAAGCAAUGAUUGAGGUAUUUUUCAUGCACUGAUUCGUUUUGCUUCAGAACUGAUUUGAAGAGUGAAAUAAAGAAUAUGUAGAAAAACAACAAACACAAA